Molecule: messenger RNA, 1627 nt
Organism: Durio zibethinus
Lineage: Eukaryota; Viridiplantae; Streptophyta; Magnoliopsida; Malvales; Malvaceae
Product: alpha/beta-Hydrolases superfamily protein
Cellular component (GO): chloroplast
Source: RefSeq, a predicted model, not a curated record
AAAUGAGAUACACGGAAAUUGAGAAAUUGGAUAGAGGAAAAUGAGAAAUCAAAACCGGGCGCACGGCUUGGACAUUGCCACAACUCCUCAAGUUACAACAGCCACAUAACUCGCGGGCUUAGAAUCUUAGCCGCUAAAACCAACUCUUAAAAUUAAAAAAAUCCCCUUUGCCUUUGGCAACUCCUCUUUCUUUGACUACCUGUUUUUUUUUUUUUUGUUAGUCAGGGUUUGAGAACUAUUCUUGAAGAAGUAAAAUGUGUUCUUCAUUUGCAGCAGUCUCACCUUCAGUGAGAACUAAGUUCUUAAACCCAAUCUCUAACACGUUUCCUGCUCCUUUCAGAAUCUAUCGUCAGCCAAGAAACAAAUGCGAGAUGAGCAGAAGGGGUUUUGCUUUAAAGGGAAUUGUGGCGUCUGGUGUCUCAGUCAUGGGCUCUUCCUUGACUAGUGAACCUGUUCAAGGAGUGGAGAGAUUACCAUUCAAGCCAGAGGGUUACAAUUUCUGGACAUGGCGUGGUCGGAAAAUACAUUAUGUAGUACAAGGAGAUGGGUUCCCAAUUGUUCUUAUUCACGGAUUUGGUGCUUCUGCCUUCCAUUGGAGGUAUAACAUACCUGAAUUGGCUAAAAGUUACAAAGUUUAUGCCAUAGACUUGCUAGGAUUUGGAUGGAGUGAGAAAGCAAUUAUUGAGUAUAAUGCAAUGAUAUGGGGAGAUCAAGUUGUUGAUUUUUUGAAGGAGAUAGUAAAAGAGCCAGCAGUUUUAAUUGGAAACAGUCUUGGAGGAUUUACUGCUUUGAUUGCAGCAGUGGGGUUGCCUGAACAAGUGGUUGGACUCACAUUACUGAAUUCUGCUGGACAAUUUGGAGACACAAAGGCUAAAACCACCAAAUCUGAGGAAACAUUCUUGCAGAAAUUUAUUCUAAAGCCAUUGAAGGAAAUUUUCCAGCGUGUAGUUCUUGGGAUUUUGUUCUGGCAAUCAAAGCAACCUACUCGUAUUGAAUCCGUCCUAAAAAAGUUGUAUAUCAAUACCUCCAAUGUGGACGAUUAUCUAGUGGAAUCCAUAAAAAUACCAGCAGAUGAUCCCAAUGCUGGAGAAGUGUACUAUAGGUUAAUGACACAGUUCAUGUUGAAUCAAUCUGAGUACACUCUGGACAGUUUCUUGAGCAAGCUAACUUGCCCACUGCUGUUACUUUGGGGUGACUUAGACCCUUGGGUGGGUCCUGCCAAGGCUAACCGAAUCAAAGGAUUCUACCCAAACACAACUCUUGUAAACUUACAGGCAGGGCACUGUCCACAUGAUGAAGUUCCAGAGCUUGUUAAUAAGGCUUUGGUGGACUGGUUGUCAACUCUGGCAGCAAAAGCUUCUCUCCAAACAGUGUGAAGAUGUCCAGUUUUAUGACAUUGUUGCUCAACAUGACUAUUGGUUUACUUGUAAUAUAACUGUAAAUCCAUUGGUCGAAGUAAAUUCUUGAAGCCACUAUAUUUUUCAUAUAUAUGCAAGAUAGUUGGUCAUUGUUUAUCACUAUUGGAUUCAUUUUUGUUCAGUGGCAGAAACAAAUUAUAGCAGACCACCAUAAGUUUUUCUAGUUAACAGUAAAGAGAAUGGAAUGCUUAUUUCCGAUAUAAUGUCAA